Sinocyclocheilus anshuiensis is the source of this 1580-nucleotide messenger RNA. RefSeq names its product tryptophan 2,3-dioxygenase A. The coding region runs from base 69 to 1127 and encodes 352 amino acids. The transcript is spliced from 10 exons. The record is from RefSeq and is a predicted model, not a curated record. Gene Ontology annotation, molecular function: metal ion binding; heme binding; L-tryptophan 2,3-dioxygenase activity. NCBI's taxonomy places the organism in Eukaryota, Metazoa, Chordata, Actinopteri, Cypriniformes, Cyprinidae.
UGAGAACUGCCUUUUUGAAGUGGAGGGAAAGAAAACAAUCCGGCUUGUCUCAUAUUAACAUUUCAGCCAUGAGUGGAUGCCCAUAUUUUCAGAGGAAAUUUGUGUCAACCAGCAAGCAGCAUCAGAAAGAAGAUGAGAAUGAUGAUUCUCAGACUGGAAUUAACAAGGCCAGUAAAGGAGGUCUUAUUUAUGGUGACUAUCUGCAGGUACGUGACGAGCGAAACAUGCUCAAAGUCAACACUCGCAUCCACAGGAUUGUGAUGAUAUUCAGACUAUUGCUUGACCAGUUUGCUGUUCUGGAAACCAUGACUGCCUUAGACUUCUAUGACUUCAGGGAAUAUCUCUCAUCUGCUUCAGGCUUCCAGAGUCUGCAGUUUCGACUGUUGGAAAAUAAGAUUGGGGUCCAGCACAACCAGAGGGUCCCCUACAACAGAAGGCAUUACCGGGACAAUUUUCGUGACCAAGAAAGUGAGCUGCUCCUCCACUCAGAGCAGGAGCCCACACUGCUGCAGUUAGUGAAGCAAUGGCUGGAGAGAACGCCUGGCUUGGAGGAAGAUGGCUUCAAUUUUUGGGGGAAACUGGAAACCAAUAUUCUCGGGGGGCUCAGGAGAGAAAAGGAAAAAAUAGAGCAAAAACCAGCCUCGGAAAUGAAAGAGGAGAUGAUGGCUGAGCUCAUUAAGCAGAGAGACAUUUUCUUAUCGCUCUUUGAUGAGAAAAGACACGAUCACUUAGUAAGCACAGGUCAGAGGAGGCUGUCCUAUAAAGCACUGCAAGGAGCCCUGAUGAUCUACUUCUAUAGGGAGGAGCCUCGAUUUCAGGUUCCUUUCCAGCUCCUGACAUCUCUGAUGGACAUCGACACCCUCAUGACAAAAUGGAGAUACAACCAUGUGUGUAUGGUGCACAGAAUGAUCGGCAGUAAAGAUGGCACAGGUGGCUCAUCAGGCUAUCAUUACCUGCGCUCCACUGUCAGUGAUCGCUACAAGGUGUUUGUGGAUCUGUUUAACCUGGCCACCUUCCUGGUUCCGAGGGAGUGGGUUCCCAAGCUGGACCCGAGUGAGCACACCUUCCUGUACAUGGCCGAAUGCUGCGACAGCUCCUACUGCAGCAGCAGCGAUGACUCUGACUAAACGGAUGCAGGGAUGAGAAAAGGAUGGACAGCGUUUGCAGAGUACAAAAGAAGAAGAAAAGUCUACCAUCCCCAAGAUUUGUCACCAAAAACUUUUUAAAUGGCAGAAUGAGAGGCUACAAAGCUGUGCUGAUUUUACAGAUGUUAAGUUAAUAUAACAACGGCAUCAACAAAAUAUCUACAUCAGUGAAACUGUUGAUGCACUUGUGUAUAUACUGUCAAUAUAAUGUAAUAUUAUAACAGAUUUCUAUUUUGUAAAUACAAUAUACACAAAUACAGAUAUAGAGAAACUUCUUGUUUAUUUGGGGGGGAAAAAACAGACCACAUUUUUGGUCCAAAUGUAAACUUGGAUAGAAUGGAGUUUAUAUACUAUCAGUAAACAUUUCAGAUUAUUCUUAAAAUGUAAUAGCAAAUGCAAAACUGUGAAACAGAAUAAAAGUAAGCUUUGUAGUUA